Messenger RNA from Schizosaccharomyces cryophilus OY26, 1618 nucleotides. Its product is annotated as cytochrome c1 Cyt1. The coding region runs from base 155 to 1081 and encodes 308 amino acids. Gene Ontology annotation, biological process: mitochondrial electron transport, ubiquinol to cytochrome c. Gene Ontology annotation, molecular function: heme binding; electron transfer activity. NCBI's taxonomy places the organism in Eukaryota, Fungi, Ascomycota, Schizosaccharomycetes, Schizosaccharomycetales, Schizosaccharomycetaceae. The transcript has 2 exons. The record is from RefSeq and is a predicted model, not a curated record.
CUAAAUUUUUAAUUCCUGCUCUUGUUGGUCUACACAAAACCGGGAAUCGGUAUUCUUAACUUGCCAACCACACCUACCUCCACUCACCCAAUAAACUAACAGGGAAUUGUUUCAAAGUGUAGUUUUUUCUUAUUAAAGAGAAAGAACAAUUAUAAUGUUUCAUUUAUUUAAAAAGAAAAGCGAUAUGCUAAAACUCGCUCGGUCCGGCGUUAGAACAUUCACUCAGCAGGCUGAACAGACUAGCAGCAGACGCACGAAUAUCGCCGUUGUCAGUAGUACCUUGCUUUCCGUUGGCAUGGUUGCCUUGUAUUACAACGUGUACGGACCUAAACUUUCGGCAGCUUCACCAAAAGAAGAAGGAUUGCAUUUCAUCAAACAUGAGUGGCCCCAAGACAAGAUGUUGAAGGGAUUUGAUCAUGCUAGUUUGCGCCGUGGUUUCCAAGUUUACCGUGAGGUUUGUUCUGCUUGCCAUGCACUUGAUUACAUCGCCUGGCGCCACUUGGUAGGUGUUACCCAUACCGCUGAUGAAGUUAAGCAGAUGGCCAGUGAAUACGAGUAUGAGGAUGGUCCGGAUGAUGAAGGUAAAAUGUUCAAGCGUCCUGGUAAACUUUCUGACUUCCUGCCUGCUCCCUAUCCUAAUAUUGAGGCUGCUCGUGCCACUAACAACGGUGCUGCUCCUCCUGACCUUUCUUUGGUAGUCCGUGGUCGUCAUGGCGGUCCUGAUUACAUUUAUUCUCUUUUGACCGGUUAUGUGGAUCCUCCAGUUGGUGCUGAGGUUCCUGACGGCAUGAACUUCAAUCCCUUUUUCCCUGGUACCCAAAUCGCUAUGGCUCGCCCCUUAUUCGAUGAUGCUGUUGAAUUCGAGGAUGGAACUCCCGCUACUACUGCCCAAGCUGCCAAGGAUGUCGUCAACUUCCUUCACUGGGCCAACGAACCUGAUUUGGAUACCCGCAAGAAGAUGGGAUUCCAAGUUAUGACCGUUUUGACCAUUUUGACAGCUCUCAGUAUGUGGUACAAGAGAUUCAAGUGGUUGCCUGUUAAGAACAGAAAGAUUGUAUACCAACGCCCUAUCAGCAAGUAAGUCAAAUCGUGGUUUUACAGUCCUUGAGUCUUUAGGGUCAACCAAGUCUAAAGCUCGAUUUUCUCUUCUGUAGCUUUCUUUUUUAAUCUGCCUGCUUUUGAAAAUAAAAAGAAAUAGAGAGAAUAUUUCUGUUUUACUUUUUUUGAAUUUCCCGACUUUGCUACAUGUUCGUUUCUGGAUAUCUUCCUUAUUUGACUAAUAUUCUCCUCCCCCCUUUUCUUUCAGUUUCUUCUCUUUCUUUUAGCUCAAGAGAGAGUCUACAAGCUCCUUUGUUUAUGGAAGUACUUAAGCAUAUAACUUGGGUUUCCUAAGUGUGAAAAGCGUGUGCUAUCUUCUUUCUUUUUACAAUUUAUGUCACGACGAACUUAAAAUGCCAAUCCUUAUUAUCAAAUAUUGAAUUUCAUUCUAUACUUGACUGUGUAAGAUUUAUUCUAUGGAUUUUAAUUGUUCGUUGUUCAGAGGCCAUAAUAAAACACUUAAAACUCAAGUCUAUUUCGAACAGAUAGCGUAGCCAGCUCAUGCAUAAUCGAAACACUU